Molecule: messenger RNA, 7481 nt
Organism: Cricetulus griseus (Chinese hamster)
Lineage: Eukaryota; Metazoa; Chordata; Mammalia; Rodentia; Cricetidae
Source: RefSeq, a predicted model, not a curated record
CCACCAUGUUGGUUCUGGGGAUCAACUUCAGGUUUUGAGAGUAUUUUAGAAGGGCUUUAUGGACCACGGCUACGAAGAGACCUCAGUUUAUUUGAAGACUGUGAACCAGAAGAGCUGACUGACUGGUCUAUGGAUGAAAAAUGUUCAUUUUGUAACCUACAGAGAGAAGCAGUCAGUGAUUGUAUACCAUCUCUUGAUUCUUCACAGUCAACGCCAACAGAGGAGCUAUCAUCUCAGGGCCAGUCCCACACUGAUAAGAUUGAAUGCCAAGCAGAAAAUUACCUAAAUGCACUCUUUCGAAAGAAAGAUCUUCCUCAGAACUGUGAUCCUAACAUUCCCUUAGUUGCUCAGGAAUUAAUGAAAAAGAUGAUACGUCAGUUUGCCAUUGAGUACAUUUCAAAAAGUGGUAAAAUUCAAGAAAAUAGAAAUGGUUCGAUUGGAGCAAGUCUCGUAUAUAAAAGUAUCCAAAUGAACCAAGCAGAGAACUGCCUUCAGGAUGAGCAGGAAGGCCCCUUAGACCUCACUGUGACUCGAACGCAAGAGCAAACUGCUCAGCAAGGGGAUGGAGUGUUAGAUCUCUCUACAAAGAAAACCAGCAUAAAAUCUGAAGAGUCGCCCAUAUGUGAUCCUUCUUCUGAAAAUGCAGUUGCUGGUUCAACUGUUGAUGCAAAAUCAGAGGAAGCUACUAAAAUGGAAAAAGGAAAAUCAGCAUUAAGCAAAGUUUUGGAAUCUUUGUGCAUACGUCACCAUCAACAAGUUUUGGCUAUGUUGAAAUUUCUAGUCCAAGAGCAGAAUGCUGCUUCUAUUUGCUGUUGUAAUUCAUCAUGUACUAUGUCUUCAGAAUCUCAAAAAUCCCUAUUCGAAGAUGAUUUACAUGGUCUGUCCCAUAGCUGUGAAUAUAGACUGGCAGAAAGAGGGUGUUUACACAAUGAGAGACAAAGCCCUAGUUUAGUGCCUCUGCCAGUCUGUAUUAAAGAAUUACAUUGUUUGUCUUGUCAAACUGUAACUGUUGAACACAUUAAGACAGUAAUGAAUAGAGGUGUUGAAAACAGUUAUAAUCCACACAGGUGUUGUUGUGGACAAUUAGCAGAGAAUCACUCUACAAAAUCAAACUUUCCUAGUCCUCUGUCAAGGGAAGUUUGUGAUCUGUCAGUCAAUCUUAAAGAUGGCUGUAGAUCUCGAAGUCCCUCACCCCCACCAUUGUCACCUGUGGAGACUGGAGGAUUUGAAAAGUGGAAAGACAUCGUCUCAGAGCAUUCAGCCUUAGAAAAUAACAAACUUGAGACAAGCAUUAACCAGCCUCCAUCUCUCACACCAGCUGAGAUAAGCAUUCACAAAUGUGGUCAUGAUAGCAAGAUAAAUAAAAGUAAGCAAUCCAGUAACUCUGAUUCUGUGCUCUUGGACGCCAGCAGUAGUUAUACUUCAAAUCAUGAAAAGGGCGAAACAGCUAUAAUUUUUCAAGAUUUAAUGGACCGUAUUAAUGAAAAAUUAAAAUCAAUAGAAACCACAGAUACAUCAAACCUCAUAAAAUUAUCUAGCUCUGAUUGUGAUUCAGAUAAUGAUUUUAAAUUGGGAGAUUUAAUAACAUCUCUCUUGCACAGUGCAACAGCUAGUGACUAUAGUUUUAUGGAAUUACUGAGUCAACAUGAUAAAAAGGUAGAAAAUAAAAUUAUUCAAACACGAUUUCGAAAACGUCAACAAACCUUAUUUGCAAUGCACAACUCUCCUGAUUCGCCUGUAAUCAGAAGGCAGUCUUUACAGAUAAAAAGAGAACUUGCCAGUCUUGAUGAAAACUUUCUGAAAAAAAGGCACAGUGAAAAAAAUUCAAGAAAAUUGUCAUGCAAUGAUAAGAUACCUUCAGUGAACAAGGAAUUCCAGCCUUGUCAAGAACCUUUAAAAAAUUCCAAGAGCUUUCAAGAUGAAAAUCAUGCAGAAACACUAUCUUCACCAAAUGAUGUAGCACCACAACUGCAGGUAACUGUUGAGAGUUCAGAAACUAAUGUGGCUUUUGAUCAAUUUUCAGAAGCAACUUCAUCUGAGAAAAUGAGCCAAAGAAAGUCACCAGAGAAAUCUACAACUGAAAAACUAACUGUACAAAAUAAUAGGGAAAAUACAAAACUAGAAAAUACUCAAACACUUUUGAGAACUGAUGCUCCUGGUCUUUUGAGCAGAACUAAACGGAAUAUUGUGCCUCCAGGGUGGUAUUCCAUAUAUGUAACAAACAAUUCUGCUUCCAAAAAAUUCCUUGAGGGCAAAAGAGUAUCAGACUGUGCUCACAACAAAGAUCCAGUCAGAGAUCCAACUGAAAGUCUCCAAACUAGAGACUUAAACAAAAUUGCAAUGAAUUCUAAUUUGCAAGUUGUUGUGGAGCGUUUGGAAGACACAAUAAAUAUGGCUCAGAGGUCUUGGACUAAUCAAGCAUUAUCUGAAGGAUGUAAAGCCUACAAGAAAUUGAUAGAAACAGAUAGUAAAGUCCAAAAUUCUGGGGCAGCUUUGACUUGUACUUUAAGUAGAAUGGCUAGUAAAAAUCAGGGUUUAUCAAAAUCUCUAAUAGCAUCUAGUAAUAAAAGGAAUUAUGGUAUGCCUAUAAUGAAUUUGAAAAAGAAAUCUGAUAAUCAGAAGACAGCACUCAUUUUAGAGAGAAAUAGUUUGACAUCCAGUGUUGAAAGUGUGCCAACAAAAUGUGAAGGAACUGAAAGUUCUGUUUCUAAUUAUUCUAGUCCCAUCAAACUCAUGUUUUUAUCUGAGAUUAAAAGCAAUGAAGGAGUCAAAUAUACUUUAACUUCAGUCAGCACAUCACAAUCAAAUGCUAAGUUUGCUUCUCACAAGCAUAAAACCCAUCAAUUAACUGGAAGAAAAAGAGAAGCAAAGGAAGACAUACCAAACACUAACUUUGACGAUUAUAGUUCUAAUCAUGAUAUUAACUACCUUCAAAGCCAAUUAAACUGUGUACAAGAGGCUACACCAUCAUCUGCAGAGUUCCCUGACAGUUUAAACAGUAAUAAGCCACAAGAAGACCCUGAGGGAAAGUCAAGCGGUGCUAUUGACUUACCAUAUAAAAGAAAGCCAGGUAGGCCUAAAAAAAUUGGCCCCCAAGUUGUGAAACAGAUUAAACGGCCAAUUGGAAGACCACCCAAACCUAAAGCCGGUCAAACAGAUGUCAGUGUUGGCCAAACUGAGUCUUUUAGUUCUGGGAAGAAAAAUCUAGAAUCUCUAUCAGAAGUGAAGGAAGGUAUUUAUAGAAAGAGUAUUGUUGUCACUGUUGUUUAUGGAAGGUCAAGAAGAACCAAGAGAUGUGUUUCUGAAGGAAGCAUGAACAUUAGCAACAUCUCAUUGAACAAUGAUGCUGAGGACUUUGCAAUUAACUCUAGAAGCCUCAGAAAUACUAGAGAAUAUGAGACUGGCUGUGGAGAAAGUCUAAGUGCUGUGUCAAAAUUGACACCUGAAAGUGAGAUUUGUGAUUCUGACUUUGAAUAUGUUAGACCCAUCAAGAGCAAGUCUGUGAUCCCUCAGGCUUCCAAGAACAUUAUUCGACCAAAUCAAAAGCCUUUGUCAAUUGUUAGGAAGCCUGGUAGACCUGCAAAAGUGAAAAUCUCUGGUAUAUCUGUGACUGUUAGUAGAGUUUCACCUCAGCAAAGGGAAGUAUGCCUUAGCAGCUGCUUACCUCCUUUAGAACAGGAGACUAUGUUAGAGAAAACUUGCCGAGAAGAAAAGCUUGACCAACAGUGCAGUAAGUUAGAUAAGGUCAGGCACACCGAUGUUGACAUGUUUAAGAAUGAAUCAAAUAGUACUGUUGUUUCUAUACCUCCAAAACAUUCCAUCAGGGCUAGAAAACCUUCUUUGCAUUUCUUACAUUCACUUGCAUCUUCUGACUCACUCACUUACAAAAAUACUCUGCGUCAUAAAUCAUGUAAACUCCAUCUGCAGAAAGGCAAAAGUCCAAAGAAAAAAUAUAGACAGUCAAGUUUGAAACUAGCUUCCAAAGGUAUCCCAGGAUCUAAACAUUCAAGGAAAGCAGCAAAAUGUUUUGAAGAUAAAAAAUUAAUGCCCAUUUCUGAAGUAUCCUUGGACCCUGUUAUUUCAUCCAACCCUUUACUCAGGUGGUGGGCUACCUCUACUUCAAAUGAUUCCUUGUUAGAGGAAUUGAACAAUAGAUUUGAACAAAUAGCAAAUGCAUGGGUGCAGGUGAGUAGAGGUGAAGCUCAGAAUUCUGUUCGUAGAACAGAAUUCACUGAAGAUAGUGGUUUCAAAGCAGCAAGCCCUCUGGAAACCUGUCUUCUAGAACUUGAAGUCUCACCUGUAAAAAUGCUUUUUCAAAAAAAAUAUAAUUUGAAUGAACUUUGUACCUGGUUUAUGCAAACAACAGAAACACAGUCCCUUUCACUGGUUAGAAAAGCAAAUGCUCGAAACCCUUUGGAAGUGAUAAACACCAAGGGCAUUAAGUUAGGGGUGAAAUGCUGUGGGUUUAAUGCUAGCCCCUUCAGGAAGCACUUUAAAAAGUUUGCAGUCUCCUCUCCUUCAAAGUCAGCAGGGAAGUUCCGUAUACUACAUAAAAUGGUUGGCUCACCACUCUUAAAUGUGAAAAGAAAUUUAACACUAGCUAGGUUGAAAAGGACUGAGUUUAAGAGUUUGCACUGUGAAAGGUGGAGAAGAGAGGAAAAGCCACACAGCCACAGAACAGUUGACUGGAACUCAAAAAGAAGGAACUUAAGAUUUUUCUGCCAGAAUCAGUUUUUUACUAAGACAGAGGGGGAGAUAAAUGAAGAGACAUCACUCAGUGGGGAAAGUACAGUAGGUAACCAAGGGGCCUCGCUACCAGAAACCAGAGGUGACUCUCCUCGUGAGAGAGUGGCAGUUCAUGACUUCACAACACAUGCUAGCUUAGAGAGUAACGUUAAGUCAGAAACAAAGGAGAAUGGAACAGGGUGUGGCCAGAUCAAUUCUGAAAAGGGACAAGGACUAGGAAAUGUGUUUUCUAGUAAUUGGAGGACAGAAACUUUAAAAGACUGUAGAAUAUUUUUGAGGAAAAUCAACUGUCUUGAACAAAGAAAUACUUUUAAACUAAAUACAGUCAUUUAUUCUCCGGAAUCUGUUGACAGUGGGCAUAAUCAGGUACAAGAAGAAUCAAAGCGUUUUAAUUUAAGGUCCCAUUCGGCAAGGCAAAAUUCCUUUAAAAAGCAAAAUAAAGAAAGAGAAAGUGCCAAAGCAAAUAGUCCUGCAAGUGAUAAACUAACUGAUGAACUUGACAGUAGUCAGAUAAGUAAGCAUGUUAAUUUUGACAAGAGUCCUGAUAGUUCUGAGGCUCUUAGCAAGUUAAACAAAAGAAAAAGACCACCAUGGAAGACCACAGAAAUGUCAGCUAAAAGAUAUAAACGACAGUCUUGCAACAAUGGACAAAUGGCAAACUAUUGUACAAAAUCCUAAAUAGACUGCAGCCUCCACCAACCCUUUUCAAUACACUCCUCCUCAGUAUUCUCUCAGAAAGGAGCAGGCCUCUCCUAGGCAUCAGCAAGUCAUGGCAUAUCAAGCUGCCAUAAGACCAAGCACUUCCCUGUUUUCAGACUGGGCAAUGCAACCCAACAUGAGGAAGAGCUUCCCAAGAGCUAAAGCAGCAGGGACAGCCCUUGCUCCCAUUGCUGGGAGUCCCACAAAUAGACCAAGCUACAUACAACUGUCAUAUAUAUGCAGAGGGCCUCAGUCGGUCCCAUGCAGGCUCCCUGGAUGUUGGUUCAGAAUCUCAUGAGUCGGGCUAGCUGUUUCUGUGGGUUUUCCUGUGAUGUGCCUGAUCCCCCUGUCUCCUAUAAUUCCUUCUUCCCUCUCCUCAGCAGGACUCCCUAAACUAGGCCCAAUGUGUGGCCUUGGGUCUCUAAAUCUGCUCCAUAAGUCACUGGAUGAAGGCUCUGAUCACGGGAUGGCCAGUUCAGGCUAUGCAUUGACUGCUGCCAGGGGUCUUAGCAUGAAUAGCAAGUUUUAUAACAAAACAUUUUCGCUUCCUUCCCCAAGCCAUUGUGCUGUUGCUGCCUUACAUUUUACUUCUAUAACUGUACAAAUUGUACAAGUAUGAUUUUUCAAAGUAGUAAUACUACUAUUCCUAUUGUUUCCUUUAUACAAUAUAAUGUUCCAUUUUCUGUUGCUAUAACAAAAUAACCGAGAUGGACACUAUAAAGAACAGAAGUUUAUCUCAUUGCUUUGGACCUGGAAGAUCAACCAGCCUCAACUAUUCAGCCUUUGUCAAGAACCCCGAAACCUGGGGUCCUUGCAUGCAGAGAGGCUGAAAAUUAAUUGACCACCUACAACAGGUGAAUCUUGUGAAAACUACAUGAAUCUCUUCUGAGGUUAGUGUCCUCCCACUGGGUAGCCCAGUUGGAGGGUCCACCACCUCAGUGCUGCUGCACUUUCAAAGCACAUGAACCCUUGGGAACACACAAGCUAUGUCCAGUCUAGUAUGGUCAUCUUCCAAGUGGAUUUUUUUUUUUUAAUAGGAAGAAUUUCUUCAUGAAUUUUUCAUUUCUUGUGCUCUUCUUUUUUUUUUUUUUUUAAACAAAUCAGGAUUUCCACCUAAUUGUUUCAUUCUUCCCAAAUCUUUCUUGAGUCUCCUGUAGUACAGUUCCGCUGUGGACUAUUUUCAUUCAUUCUUUACUUUUAUAUAGCAUUCUUUUUUAGAGAGUACCUUGUAAGCCGGGCAUGGAGGUUCCCACCUGCAUUCCAACUCUUAAGUGUCUGAGGCAGAAAGAUCGUGACUUUGAAGGUAUAUUAAAGUUCAAGGCCAGCCUGAGCUACUUGGACUUUUAGUAAAGUAAUGGGCCAGGGAUGUUGCUCAGUGGUAGAUCACUUGCUGAGCAUGUAUAAAGCCUAGACUUCGAUCCUAGCGCUACAAAAUAUUUUUUUCAUGAAUAUGGAUUUCAAAUUUGGUUGAUUUUCUUUUAGUAUUUGAAAGAUUUUUUACCUUGCUGUUCCUGAAAUUAAGUCUGCUGCUACAGUUAACUUUUGUCUUCUGUAUGUUAACUUUUCCCGGUUAGCAGUUUGACAUGAAGCAUCUUAGCAUUAUUUCCUAUUUUCUUAGUAUUUGUUGAACACCUUGAAUAUGAGUGUAGAUAUGAACAAUCAGUUUAUUCGAUAAGUAUCCAUCUCUCUUUGCUUCUGCAAUGUGUCAUAUAUGUUCUGCCCACAGGACAAAUACUCAUUCAGUGGUUACCUCAAUUUUCUUUGUUCCAUUGUAGAUAAUACUAUUUCUGUUACUGUCUAGUCUGUCGUCAGUAUUACCCAGAAUGUUUCCCAAUUCAGUGAUUAUGCCAUCACCUCCAGUUCAGACUUUGUCCCCAUCACUUCUGUAUGCUCAACUUUUUGACCUUACCAUGUAUUUUCAAUACCUGUAUUGACAUUUUUUGUGCUAGUUUUAUGUGUUAAUUUACCAGUCCCUGUGAACUGAAUCAUAUUUUUGUUUGUAUCCAUGAUGUGUAUAAAAUGUGAGACAUUAUGAA